GGUGGGGGAGGAGAGGAGAGGGUGGACUUUUGGCCUGCUCAUUGCAUCUCAUCUCUGUUGUCAGCAGCUGUAGCUCUCUCUGCUUAGUCCUGGAACUAACCGGAGAGCAGAGAGUCAGAGACAGAUCCCAAGAGACAGACAGAAACUUGGCAGAGAGAAGAGCCCCCAAAAGAGAACAGAGAAGGAGACAUUGGAAAAACUCAACGUGAAGAGCCCCAGUCAGAGUGAAAGGGAGCUCCUCCCCCCAGCCCUUUCUCGUCCCCCCCACCCCCCAACCCAGGUUCCUGACUUGCAGUUUCAGAGGCUCGGACUCUAAUCUCUCUGCCUCCCAGGUGCCCCUAGACUUCCCAUCAUGUCAGUUGCUGUAGAGAUACUUGGAUUCUUCUUGGGUGCGCUGGGGCUACUGAUGCUUGGAGUGACACUUUUCAACAGCUAUUGGCGUGUGUCUUCUGUCUAUGGCAAUGUCAUUACAACAUCGACCAUCUUUGAGAACCUCUGGUACAGCUGCGCCACAGACUCCACUGGUGUCUACAACUGCUGGGAGUUUCCCUCCUUGCUUGCCCUGUCUGGAACCAUCCAGGCUUGCCGGGCACUCAUGAUCACAGGCAUCGUUUUAAGUUCCCUGAGCGUCCUUCUAGGCAUUAUUGGCCUGCGAUGUACACAAAUUGGGUCUCUGACAUCUGAGGGCAAGGCCAGGCUGGCUGCUGCUUCGGGGGCCCUGCACAUACUGGCUGGUAUUUGUGGGAUGGUGACUAUCUCCUGGUAUGCCUCUAAUAUCACCCGACAAUUCUUUGACCCCUUGUAUGCUGGGACCAAGUACGAGCUGGGCCCUGCCCUGUACCUAGGCUGGAGUGCCUCCCUGCUCUGCAUCAUCGGGGGUGUAUUACUCUGUGGCCACUGCUGCUGCUCAUCAAAGAGACGUUCAACAAGUGUACCCUACAAGGCGUCCCAGACUGUAGUGCCCUCCAUGGAUCCGGCUUGCUUGCCCCCAGGGGCUUCAGACAACACUGAAGUAAGCUUCGACAAAUACGGGAAAAACGCCUAUGUGUAAAGGGACUUAGGCGGUAGCUUUUGCUCUCUUCUGUCCAACCAGCUUGGAGGGAACAGGAGCAUGGGCUCCCCAAAGUCAGACCUCCACCCACCCCCAGCUCUUUGGCUUCACCUCAAUUCUGAGCAGACUCCAAGCACUCCACCCUUACUCUGGCCCUGCCACUGAGCUUUGCCUGGAAUUUCAUGUCCCAACCCCUCCAGAGAGGUCUGGUUGGACAGCUUUCUUGCCAUUGCCACUUCCCUUGGCCAGAUGUUGAGAGGCCCUAUGGAAUACGGGGUAGGGGUCGGGGUAGGGAACCACCAAGUAUGUGUAUUUUGUAUAAAUAAAAGUUUAAACUACAA
Molecule: messenger RNA, 1392 nt
Organism: Phascolarctos cinereus (koala)
Lineage: Eukaryota; Metazoa; Chordata; Mammalia; Diprotodontia; Phascolarctidae
Gene: CLDN15
Product: claudin 15
Cellular component (GO): bicellular tight junction; membrane
Molecular function (GO): structural molecule activity
Source: RefSeq, a predicted model, not a curated record